Messenger RNA from Ascochyta rabiei, 450 nucleotides. RefSeq lists its product as uncharacterized. Lineage: Eukaryota; Fungi; Ascomycota; Dothideomycetes; Pleosporales; Didymellaceae. The coding region runs from base 1 to 450 and encodes 149 amino acids. The record is from RefSeq and is a predicted model, not a curated record. The transcript has 2 exons.
AUGGCGCCGUCCAGAGCAACCCUCAUUCGCCGCAUGACCUCCGCAUGCGUGCAACCCCGGAUCCGCGUCCACGCCAGCACGCGUCUGCUCUCGACACCAGCAACGGUAGUCAGACCUCAGUGCAUUCAGGCGACCGCAUUGCCGCAGUUCCAGGCUACGCGUACUUCAGCACGACCGUAUAGUGCGCAAGCAAGCGGCGCACCGCAACCACCAGACUUCCUAAACGAGGCCGAACUACAUGUCUUCAACAAGAUCAAGGGAGAGCUGGAGCCUACAAAACUCGAGGUCCAAGACAUCAGCGGCGGCUGCGGCUCCAUGUAUGCGAUCGAGAUUGAGUCGCCGAAAUUCAAGGGCUUGACUGUGAUUAAGCAGCACAAGCUGGUCAACCAGGUGCUGAAGGAGGAGAUUGCACAGUGGCAUGGUGUUCAGCUGCGGACGAGAGCGCCGUAG